CAAAGAAAAGGCAAAUCCCAGUCUUCAUCUUCACUCAAACAAAUCAAACCUUCUCUCUCCCUCUCUCUAGAUCGAUCGAUUUGGUUUUCUUACAAAAAACCCAUAUCCGAAUAUCCUACUUCUUUCACAGGUAUACUUGAUUUGAGAAAUCUGUUGAUAUAUAGAGAGAGUACAUAUACAUAGCAAUGACAGAGAGCUGUAGUAGAAAGCUCAUGGUGGAAGUCUGCAAUGCCAAGAAUUUGAUGCCCAAGGAUGGCCAGGGAACGGCGAGCGCUUAUGUUAUAGUCGAUUUUGAUGGCCAGAGGCGGCGGACGAAGACCAAGUUCAGAGAUCUGAAUCCGGAGUGGGACGAGAAGCUGGAGUUUCUGGUUCAUGAUUUGGAUGCCAUGGCUACCGAAGUUUUAGAACUGAAUGUUUACAACGACAAGAAGACAGGAAAGAGAAGCACGUUUCUGGGUAAAGUCAAGAUCGCCGGCAGCGGCUUCGCGAAAUCUGGGUCGGAGACGUUGGUGUACUAUCCUCUGGAGAAGAGGAGCGUUUUCUCUCAGGUUAAAGGAGAGAUCGGACUGAAGGUUUGGUACGUGGACGAGAAUAUUCCUUCGGCGGCGCCGGAGGGGCAGGAACAGAAGUCGGAGGGUCCGCCGCCGCCUGCUGCUGAGGAAAAGCCGCCGGAGAAGGAAGAAGAAAAGAAGCCAGAGGAGGAGAAGAAGGAAGGUGACACGCCUGUGGAGGAAGGGAAGAAAGAGGAAAAGCAAGAAGAGGAAGCCAAACCGCCGGAGAACGUGAAAACAGAGGAGGCUCUGGCAGUGGCGGCCCCACCAGAGAAUCCCCCACUGGCUCAGUCUGAUAAGCCGAAUGAGGUGAAGGGCAAGGAGAUAGCCGGAAAACGGCCCGAUGUGGGCGUGCACGAGCUGGAACUCCGAUCUCUCGCCGGCGAUCGAAACCGCGGUUCCUACGACCUCGUUGAUAGAAUGCCGUUUCUAUUCGUUCGCGUCGUGAAGGUGAAACGAGCGAACCCAGAAGCCGAUUCAUCGGUUUACGCGAACCUGGUGAUUGGAACUCACAGUAUCAAAAGCAAGAGCCAAACCGACAAGGAUUGGGACCAAGUCUUCGCCUUCGACAAGGAAGGCCUCAACUCUACUUCCUUGGAGGUUUCCGUUUGGUCUGAGAAGAAAGGCCCUGACGGUAACGUUACCGAGAAUUCUCUAGGAAACGUUUCGUUCGAUUUGCAAGAAGUUCCGAAGAGAGUCCCGCCGGACAGUCCGCUCGCUCCCCAGUGGUACACUCUGGAAGGCAGUCCGGAGAAUUCAUCAGGAAAUGACGUCAUGCUCGCUGUCUGGAUCGGUACUCAGGCGGACGAGGCCUUCCAGGAGUCAUGGCAAUCGGAUUCCGGCGGGUUGAUUCCGGAGACCCGAGCCAACGUCUACCUCUCUCCGAAGCUGUGGUAUUUGCGACUAACGGUCAUCCAAACCCAAGAUCUCCAGCUAGAUUCGGGCACCCAGCCUAAGGUUAAGAACCCCGAAAUGUAUGUCAAGGCUCAGCUCGGCGCGCAGGUUUUCAAAACAAGCCGAACAAUCGUCGGCUCAUCCAGCUUGUCAUCAAACCCCACGUGGAACGAGGACCUCAUGUUCGUCGCAGCCGAGCCGUUUGAGCCGUUUCUGGUCAUAACAGUCGAAGACGUCUCCAACGCUCAAACCGUCGGCCAGGCUAAGGUACAGAUGGCGAGCAUCGAACGGCGAACUGAUGACAGGUCAGAGCUGAAAUCCAGGUGGUUCAAUCUGAUUGGAGAUGAGAGCAGACCCUACGCCGGGAGAAUACACGUGCGAGUAUGCCUGGAGGGCGGCUACCACGUGCUGGACGAAGCUGCUCACGUGACCAGCGACGUCCGGGCGGCGGCGAAGCAGCUGGCCAAAGCCCCAAUCGGAUUGCUGGAAGUGGGGAUCCGCGGCGCCACCAAUCUGCUGCCGAUGAAGACCAAGGACGGGACACGUGGCACCAUGGACGCUUACGUGGUGGCCAAAUACGGGCCGAAGUGGGUCCGGACCCGCACGAUCCUGGACCGGUUCAAUCCACGCUGGAACGAGCAGUACACGUGGGACGUGUACGAUCCCUGCACCGUUCUGACGAUCGGGGUCUUCGACAACGGAAGGUACAGGCGCGACGAAUCGGGCAAACCUGGUAAGGACGUGCGGGUCGGGAAGCUACGGGUCCGGCUGUCCACGCUGGACACGAAUCGGGUGUACGUAGGUUCAUAUUCCCUUGCGGUGAUCCUCCCCGGCGGGGCCAGGAAGACAGGCGAGAUCGAGAUCUCCGUAAGAUUCUCCUGCUCGUCGUGGCUCAGCCUCAUCCAGGCGUAUGCGAGCCCCAUGCUGCCCAGAAUGCACUACGUGCGCCCGCUGGGCCCUGCCCAGCAGGACAUCCUGCGGCACACAGCGAUGCGGAUCGUGACGACCCGGCUCGCUCGGUCCGAACCUGCUUUGGGCCAGGAGGUGGUUCAGUUCAUGCUGGACUCCGACACCCACAUGUGGAGCAUGCGGCGGAGCAAAGCGAACUGGUUCCGGGUCGUGGGCUCCCUAUCAAAAGCCGCCACGUUGGCUAAGUGGGUAGACGGGAUCCGGACCUGGGUGCACCCGCCGACGACGAUUCUUGUCCACGCUCUGCUCGUGGCAAUCGUGCUCUGCCCCCAUCUAAUCCUCCCCACCAUGCUAAUGUACGCUUUCCUGAUCGUAGGGCUGAGAUUUCGCUACCGCCCUCGGAUUCCGGUUACGAUGGACACGAGAUUAUCGUGCGUCGACGCCGUUGGUCCGGAUGAAUACGACGAGGAGUUUGAUGGGUUUCCGACCACACGAUCGCUGGAGCAGGUCCGGGUCAGGUACGACCGGUUGAGGGCGCUGGCAGGUCGAGCUCAGACACUGCUAGGUGACGUGGCGGCGCAGGGAGAAAGGUUGGAGGCGCUGUUGAAUUGGCGGGACCCACGUGCGACAGGAUUGUUUGCAAUGGCGUGCCUUGUAGCUUCGUUGCUGUUGUACGUGGUACCCUUCAAGGCCAUCGUAUUAGGGUCGGGUUUCUACUAUCUCCGGCACCCGCGAUUCCGGGAUGACAUGCCGUCGUUGCCGAUGAACUUUUUCCGGAGACUGCCGUCGCUGUCCGACCAAAUACUGUGAAUGGGGUGGCGGCGGGUGGAGUAGCCGUUAGGUAGGGUGGUGGGUGUAGCACUAUAGGUAAUAAGCAUUCAAUUGAAUUUAUUAUUAUUGUUUAAUUGAUUGGAGGGUCGUUUUGGGGGGAAAGUUUGGUGGGUGGGGACUGGCAGCGGAGGAGAGAGCCUUCGCCUUGAAUUAAGGAAAGGUGAGCGGUGACCGUUGGGUCGUGUGGGGCCAUUCAUGUAUUUACUUUGAGUACAUCGUUUUCCUACAAAGCUGCUUCUGGAUGAAUUGAAUGGAACGGAACAUUCUUUUGUUGAGAUGAAAAGUUACCGUUUGAUGAAUGGUGUGAUGGUUACGCAAUUUGGAUCGGGAAAAGGCGUCUCUUCCCGGAAAUCCUAUCAAUAAUAGUUCAAAAGGCUUUGCUUCUUUCAUUUCGUGAC
Diospyros lotus (date-plum) is the source of this 3583-nucleotide messenger RNA. Its product is annotated as FT-interacting protein 7. The record is from RefSeq and is a predicted model, not a curated record. The transcript has a single exon. Bases 186 to 3164 code for a protein of 992 amino acids. Lineage: Eukaryota; Viridiplantae; Streptophyta; Magnoliopsida; Ericales; Ebenaceae.